AUGCGUUUCACUGAUUGGGACGUUAUCCUCUUUCCGCAGACGUCCAGCGUUCCGAUCCAAGAGUUUCGUACUGAAUUCUUCGAUGUCGUUACCCGUAAGUUCGGUUACCGCAUCGACACAAUCAAUCCCGAUGGCAACUUUCCUCACAAGAUCAUCGACCUGCCCACCAGAAGGCUGUUCUUUCCCCCCUUCCACCAGGCUGUGGGUAAUCAGCUUCAGCUCCACAUCCCAGACAACUUGGGACGCAUCACAGUUGGUAUAUCUGAGGGAUACUUCUAUGAAGCACCAAGUGGAACGCGCUUCAACCCCAUCAAGGAUGUAGUCAGCUUCAAGUGGGUGCAUGCCCCUGAGCAGAUUCUUCGUGCUGCAGGCGUCCUGUGGCCUCAUCCAACAAUCGGUCACAUUCAAGUACCACACAUGUCUUUUCCCGUCACGGCCUCGAGCCAGGUCCCUAUCGAAACAAGUCAAUUCAACUUCGGCGACUUCGGGUGCUAG
Aureobasidium subglaciale EXF-2481 is the source of this 495-nucleotide messenger RNA. RefSeq lists its product as uncharacterized. The record is from RefSeq and is a predicted model, not a curated record. The transcript has 2 exons. Lineage: Eukaryota; Fungi; Ascomycota; Dothideomycetes; Dothideales; Saccotheciaceae. The coding region runs from base 1 to 495 and encodes 164 amino acids.